AAGAGCCUUCUUUUACUUUAUUAUUAAUGUAGAAUUUAUCCAUUCUUCUCCAAGCAUUACGCCAAUUUACAUCUCCAAACACAGAUGACCAGAAAAAGCGAGCUGGAGGGUAUACAAUAUUAUUAACUAACGAAUAAUUCCUGUGAUACUGUGUAUAUGACGUCUUAUCGGUAGUGACGUGACGUACACUUCCGGUUUGGGACAUAAUUUGAGCAUUAAUCUAUGCAGUGUGGAUGGUUUAUUAAAACAUAAAAGCAAUCCAGGUGUUCGAAUGGAUAAGUUUGUUACUCGGCACAGAAAAAGAUCAGUUGAUGAGGCAGAUGAAUGGAAAUCAGGGGAACCGAUCAAGAAAUGCAAAGAUGAGUGUGAGGUGGAAGAGGAGUUUUCUCAGCCCAUUCCCUGGCAGAAGUUUGAGGCAGAGGGAUUGGAUUGUGACUACAGUUUUCUAUUUGAAAAAGAGGAGGCUGAUCACCUUUUAAAGCAGCUAGAAGAGGAGGUGAUGUAUUUCACAGGUGACAAAGCUAAAGUACAAGUUUAUGGAAAGUCAUACCAAGUUCCAAGGAAGCAAGCCACAUACGGGGAUGAGGGACUUAUGUACUCUUUCUCUGGAGUCCAGCUCCUGGCUAAACCGUGGACUCCCACUUUGGAACACAUUCGAGAUGCUGUUACCAAGGCAACAGGCCAUACAUUCAACUUUGUUUUGAUAAACAGGUAUAAAGAUGGUCACGAUCACAUGGGAGAGCAUCGGGAUGAUGAACGGGAACUGGAUCCUGCCUGUCCUAUUGCCUCCGUAUCGCUAGGGGCUGUCCGAGACUUCAUUUUCCGACAUAAGGAUGCACGAGGGGGUUCUAGCAAACGUCAGAUUGAGCCUGUGAAGCUCGAGCUGGCUCACGGGAGUCUUCUGCUCAUGAACUAUCCCACAAACACAUACUGGUAUCACAGUCUUCCAGUCAGAAAAAAGGUCAAAACACCACGCAUCAACCUCACUUUCAGAUGCAUAGUGAAAAACAGACAGAAAACUAGCAUUAAAAUGGACUGAUUGUUCUCUUAGCAUCUUACCAGGUAUUGCUGUGGGCCAUGUUAGUUGUUCUACCACAACUUUCUGUUAGUCUUCAUGUUAUGAUUUAUUAGUCUUUACACCAGAUCAUGGGCAGUAAAAAUGUAUCUAAGGAAAUCAAGCUUCAAGCACAUCUUUACUAUUCAGAGCAUAUUCUGGCGUGAUAUUUGGCAACAAAAUGAAUGAGCAUUCAAAGGAAAUAUUUUCUUUUAUUUGUUUUUGUUUUUUAGAAAACCAUUAAACUACAUGUGGAAUAAAUAGGAUAGACAACCAUACUUAUGUACAAGACAUUUCUAUUAUAGACUGGGAAAGAAAAAAAAACAAUAUGGUCCCAAUGAAUACAUUUUGCUAAAAGUUUCAAAGAUUGACCUACAGAAGGCAGUUUGGCGAAAUACUGUGGCAUAAACAUAAGGGUAGCAAAAACGUAAUCGUAUAAAUAUAUACAUUUUAUUUUUCAAGCAUACGUAACAGAGUAAGUUCGAGAAAGUCAUACUUAGUGUUUACAUUCCAGCACUGCUGGACUGAGUAUGAGGUAUUCGCACAGCUGUCUACCCAUAACUUGCCUGUGGUACAAUCUAAUCAAUGUCACCUUUUUCCUUGGACGACGACACAUGCAGUCAGUACAUUUGAAUAGAGAAAAGAAUCAGUCAUUUGUCAAUUUGACGUAUCAAAAUGAUGCAAUUAUUGUAGCUCCUUACUGUAUGUACGUUGGAAGGUUGUAGUGCUGUUGAAAUGGCAACCAGCAUUUCAAAGCUUGGUUUGAGUUGAGCAUUGGUGAAAAUUAACAUUUUCGACUUACCUACUGUAGAUAUUUGAAAAACAAAAACAAAAAACAAAUGAGAACCAAAAUGUGUAGUCAAAAACAAGAUGAGGAAAAAAAAAAUCCUCUUCUCAGUAAUACAAAUGCACUCAACCAAGCAAGGCCUACGCUACAAGCUAUGGUCUUCACAGGAGUAUUUGAAUAACUCGUGACUAGUACCAUUUGUAGUAUUUUUUUUAUAUUUAGCUACUUAUGGUGAAAUCUCUCUAAACUACAGCAGCAGAAAUCAAUUACUUU
This is a messenger RNA of Pimephales promelas (fathead minnow), 2114 nucleotides long. RefSeq names its product alkB homolog 2, alpha-ketoglutarate dependent dioxygenase (gene alkbh2). Gene Ontology annotation, molecular function: cytosine C-5 DNA demethylase activity; ferrous iron binding; broad specificity oxidative DNA demethylase activity. The record is from RefSeq and is a predicted model, not a curated record. Gene Ontology annotation, biological process: DNA alkylation repair. NCBI's taxonomy places the organism in Eukaryota, Metazoa, Chordata, Actinopteri, Cypriniformes, Leuciscidae.